UUGCUUUACUCCACCGUCCGCCUCCGCUCCCAUCUAUUCUCCCCCCUCCUCCCCUGAAACCCCAGCUUUGCAUGGGCAGGCGCUUCCCAGCCGCCGCCCUAGCCGCCGCUGUCCGCCCCUACGCCCGCUUCUCCCCCGCCGCUAGCAAGGCAGCGAAGCCCCCGACCGCUCCGCUGGAUACUCCCAGGAACGCCGGUCCCGGCGCCGCCGCCGGGGCUAGCUCUGGACGGGCCGAGGUGCGGGAUGUGGCGGCGGCAUGCGGGAUGCAGGAGGACGACCGGGUGCCGCUCGCGGAGGUGGUUUUGGACUGCACGAAGCGGUGGUUCCAGGACACGCUCAAGGAGGCGCGCGCCGGCGACGCCGCCAUGCAGGUCCUCGUCGGUCAGAUGUACCGCAGCGGCUACGGCGUCAACAAGAACGAGCACAAGUCUAGAAUUUGGAUGGAGAAAGCAUCAAGAUAUCGGUCUACAGUCUGGAAAGUUUGCAAUAAACGACCAGGGUACAAUGCUAGUGACUCAGAUUCAGAUGAUGUUAAGGAAACAGGCAAAUAAUGGAUAUUUCCGAGUUAUGGGAUUGUUGGCAGGGGUCUGCAGUGACUACAAAGCCAGCAAGGCGGCACAAAGAAUUCAAAUAUGCAGUUGUAUCAAGAAAAAGUAUCUGCGGCCCCAUUUGUUAGCCCGUAUGGUGUUUUGUUUUCUUUCCCUUUUUAAAGUGUGUUAAAUCUGCUUAUCAUCACAAAUGUAAAAUUUCUCGGAAUGUGUUUCAAUUGGACAUAUAACAGCAUCAACAGGAUAUUCAUUUACACAGGUAUUCGUCAUGCAUUAUAA
Aegilops tauschii subsp. strangulata is the source of this 827-nucleotide messenger RNA. RefSeq lists its product as uncharacterized. The record is from RefSeq and is a predicted model, not a curated record. Gene Ontology annotation, molecular function: protein binding. NCBI's taxonomy places the organism in Eukaryota, Viridiplantae, Streptophyta, Magnoliopsida, Poales, Poaceae.